Messenger RNA from Camellia sinensis, 1398 nucleotides. Its product is annotated as AAA-ATPase At2g18193. The record is from RefSeq and is a predicted model, not a curated record. Lineage: Eukaryota; Viridiplantae; Streptophyta; Magnoliopsida; Ericales; Theaceae. Gene Ontology annotation, molecular function: ATP hydrolysis activity; ATP binding.
AUUGAUGAGUACAAUGGGCUCUCUGUCGAUGAAAUGUUCGAGGCAUUAGAAAUCUACUUCCGCCCAAAAAUCAGCCCUUCGGUUGAACGGCUUAAGAUAUCCAAGGCACCUGGAGAUGAGGAAAUAUGUGUCAGAGUCAACCAAGGCGAAAAGAUUAUGGAUACAUUCGAAGGUGUCCAACUCACUUGGCAAAUGAUAAGUAUCGACUCCGAAGAGACAAAGAUUGACAACUUUGGCCGCUCUUUCCAAAAAAGGGUUCAGCGUAGAUCAAUUCAGCUCAAGUUCCACAAGAAAUACAGGGAAAAGGUACUAAGCUCUUACUUGCAGCAUGUAUUGAAGAGGUCAAAAGAAAUGAAAGAAGAAAAAAGGGUAAUGAAGCUCUACUCAGGUGGUGGAAAAUUGGGCCCAUCCAUCCACUUUCGACAUCCAGGAACUUUCGACACAUUGGCAAUGGAUCCAACAAAGAAAAAGGAACUGAGAGAUGACUUGGACAGGUUUGUGAAGGGAAGAGACUACUACCAGAGAGUUGGCAAGCCAUGGAAACGCGGGUACUUGUUGUACGGUCCCCCAGGCACGGGCAAGUCCAGCCUGAUUGCUGCCAUGGCUAACUAUUUGAAGUUCGACAUUAUUGACUUGGAGCUCACAAAAAUCCGGUACAAUUCAGAUUUUCAGCAGCUUCUAGUCUCUACUGGAAAUCAAUCAAUUUUGGUGAUUGAGGAUAUUGAUUGCAGUAUAAAAUUUCAGAACCGACAAGAUGGAGUAUACAAAAAUGAUGACACGCAGUUGACAUUGUCAGCGCUUCUUAAUUUUAUUGAUGGUCUCUGGUCAAGUUGUGGUGAUGAGAAGAUAAUUAUCUUUACAACCAAUCACAAAGACAGACUAGAACCUGCAUUGCUGAGACCGGGUCGCAUGGACGUGCAUAUCCACAUGUCCUACUGCACUCCUUGUGGGUUUAAGAUCCUUGCUUCUAACUACCUUGGCAUAAAAGAUCACUCCAUGUUUCCUGAAAUCGAGAAGCUCGUGACAGAGGUGGAGGUAACCCCCGCAGAGAUUGCAGAAGAACUCUUGAAAAGUGAUGAAGCAGACAUAGCCCUUGGAGGACUCAGCAAGUUCAUACGCACAAAGAAAACAGAACAUGAUAAAGCCAAUGCUGAAGGGAAACAAGGUCAAUGAACAAGCUGAAGAAAGCCCAUGAAACAAAGGAGCUGAAAAAGAAAGCGAGGAAAAUUAAGAGGAAGGCAAAAAAAGGGGAAGAAGCAGAAGAUGAGGUGAUGGUGCAUCCCUUAGUUAUGGUUAUUAGCCUAUAAAUAACAAGUUUCUCACUGUAUUAUGCCCACUUGGUCUAUUCUUGUGUGCUAGCCAAGUAAUAUUUUAUGUAAUAUUUGCAGGUUCUGAUAA